UGGUAAACCAUUAAAGCCUCGUCCCAUUUUCCCUAGGCUCUGCCUCGCCCUCUCUCUUCGAUCGUCCUGCAUUUUCUGUGGCUCCAAACUCGUUUCUUCCCCCAUCAAGCAGCGUAGAGCAAGCUACUGCUCAAGCAAAAUGCUUCGCGUUCGCUAUCCAAACCCACAGGUAAACGCUCCUGGCUCUCCCACAACUUCCCUCAUCCUGUGCUACGUCGACUGUAAAUCGACCAACAUCGCGAAUGUCGUAACUGUAACGCCGCCUCCGUCCCUAGGAGAGGCACCGUUCUGUGGAGCUUCACAAACUGCUAUCGGUCCUCAACAAUGUACCCCUGUGUCACCGCAGAUCUGUGAUUCAAAUGGGACGACAUUUCAAUGCGACCACCCAUUAUCAGCUUCCGCGACUCCAAUUACUUCCUCUCAGUCCUCGACUCCUAGCAGCCCAUCCAUCGCGGCAACCCCGACUUCCUCCAGCUCGAGCGCUGUUUUCACACCAUCUUCCGCAACAGUCGCCUCGACACCAUUUUUCGCAUUCACGUCCAGCUCAAUCGGAGCCUCUUCUAGUUCAAGCGAAACCUCAUCCAGCUCAAGCGAAGCCUCGUCCAGCUCCCUCUCUUUCGCUACGACGGCUGGAAGCGGCAAUAUCACCUCCUCAAGCAACACACCUAAGCCUGCAAAGUCGCAUGUCGGAAAAUCCAGUGGCAUAACAGGCGGCGCAGCAGCCGGCAUAGCCAUCGGUUGCCUCAUCGCUGGCGCCGCAAUCGCAGCCUUGGUGUUCUUUUUCCUCUUCAAGCGGUACAAGAAGCGACAGCAAGCACAGUCCGCCGCCUACAACAAUCACCUUGGGCCCUACAACGGUGCAGCAGCUGCCACAUCCGCUGAGAAGUCUGUUCCAAUUGCCACUGCCACCGCCGUCUCGCAGAUCGAUGCCCUGCUCCCGCAACCCGCUGAAGACGACGCCAUCACCGGCGAGCUGUCCCGCUUGCGCGACAAGAUCAAGAACCAUGCCCUGACGUUCUACCACACGGCGGCGGUUGAUCCGGUAAUGGUGGAUGAGUCCGAGUUUCAGGAUGUGGCGAGAGUUACUGGGAUCCGGAGCAUGACGCUCUGCGAUAUGUUGCUGAACCCUCAGACCCGUAUCGCGACGAUCAGGUUGUUCUUGAGCUAUGCCAUUCUCUCUCGAUGCGGAGGGCAAGGCGGAGCGGGAGCCUCGCUGUUGCCACCUGAAGUUGGGCUUUUCGCCGACACGCUCGCUGGAACUGAUGGAUCGAACGCUGGCCAACUCGCCCUCAAGAGUAAAUGGCACUCCAUCUCGGGUACCCUCCUUGCCUCCCGCUAUAACAGCACCACGAUCAGUGAUUCCGACACGCGCAGCCACAGCAUCGCAGCCACCAUCACAGCCGUAGACGGUGUGCUCCGCCCCUUCGUGAACUCGCAUCAGGACGACGCUCAGCGCAUCCGCAACCUGCAAGGCGUCAUACAGCGAGCAGCAUCUUUUGCAUUCCUGCUCUUCUCGCAGCCCAGCACAUUCGUAUUCCAGUGGUCUGCGCAUGGCAAGCUCGCGGUCUUCCCAGCCUUGCUCCAGACGAGCGACGAGAACGCACGUGUGCUGGAUCCGCCACGCGUAUUUGCGAAUAUGGAGACGGCUUGAUGGGCGUAAUUCCCCCCGAACGGCAUGAUGAGUAGUAAUGCAUGAUUGGCUAUGUAGCAGCGUGCAUGUCUUGAUCGAAUAUGAACAACUUUUGCUUUUUUGCUGAGACCUGGCCCAUUGAACGUGAUGUCCAGAUCGAGGAAUCCCGUCCAGUUCGUCCCCGGCGAUAUG
This is a messenger RNA of Mytilinidion resinicola, 1822 nucleotides long. RefSeq lists its product as uncharacterized. Lineage: Eukaryota; Fungi; Ascomycota; Dothideomycetes; Mytilinidiales; Mytilinidiaceae. Bases 140 to 1651 code for a protein of 503 amino acids. The transcript has 2 exons. The record is from RefSeq and is a predicted model, not a curated record.